AUGCAAAACCCACUUCAAGAUGUUGUCUUGGUACAAAUCUACAGCGGGUCUCGAAACGUUCGCGUCAACGCGUCCACCAAUUCCCGUCUUUUCCCUCCUACACCUGAUCCAUCCACCACAAUGGAGCCAAGAAGCUCCAAGCAUCAUUAUGCCCCCGAGAAGAGGGCUAGAAUUGCAUUAGCAUACGAAUCUGGCAUGUCAAAAAAGGAAAUCAGUGUCAAAGAGGACGUCCCAGUACGUUCAAUCAACGGAAUCGUCGCGCGAUACCGUGUUCAAAAACACGGUCAGAGCCUCCCACGAUGCGGACGCCCGCCAGCCCUUGCUGAGAGGGACAAAAGACGCAUCGCCCGAGUUCUUACCAUUGGCCCUUUCGUAACUGUUGCGGAAUUAAAGAGAGAGGCCGGUCUAGCCUGUUGCUUGACGACACUUGCUUCUUUCCUCGAGAAAGGACGUAUCCAGCGCCUUGAAGCUAUCCAAAAAUCUGAACAACAGCAGCUUGUUGAAGGCAAUGCGCCGCCAAUUGCACCCUCUGUCUGA
Colletotrichum truncatum is the source of this 537-nucleotide messenger RNA. Its product is annotated as DNA transposase. The record is from RefSeq and is a predicted model, not a curated record. Lineage: Eukaryota; Fungi; Ascomycota; Sordariomycetes; Glomerellales; Glomerellaceae.